AUGGCGCGUCGGAAGGCUUCCGCGCUGAUGGCAGCGGUCGUCUUGGCUUUGCUGGCCUCGUAUUCUCCUUGCCUCUUUACUGCCCGUCAGCUGCCCGAAGACGAGCUGCCGUCGGGGUCGCUAGGAUUCGUGAACUUCCUCGGAGAGCUGUGGAGGGCUGCAGCAGAUGGACUCUUCAGCUUACU
Molecule: messenger RNA, 185 nt
Organism: Symbiodinium necroappetens
Lineage: Eukaryota; Dinophyceae; Suessiales; Symbiodiniaceae
Source: the annotation of a GenBank genome assembly